Linum tenue is the source of this 4559-nucleotide messenger RNA. The record is from the annotation of a GenBank genome assembly. Lineage: Eukaryota; Viridiplantae; Streptophyta; Magnoliopsida; Malpighiales; Linaceae.
CGUCCUUCCAUCUUCCCCAUCUCUUCAAUCUCCAGUUCUCCACAAGCCACUCUCCCACUUUCCAGUAAAAUAAAAUAAAAAAUACAAAGCCAUUCUCCACUCACUUCCCACCAUCACCAUCACAUCCAUUUUGAAAAGGGUAAAACAUUUUGAAAAACUACAGCUCCCCUGUUUUUCUCACUGUUCUUCCCUCUCUUGUCCACCAUUCCAGUCCUCUGAUCUCAAAGCUCCACCAAAAAGAAAAAGAAAACAAAAGAACCGAUCGUUACCACUGUCACAACCAUGACCAUUCCUCAAGUGAAGAAAGAGCAGGAGAAGAAUGGUAGGCCAGAGAAGGUGAAGGUUUCGUCCUCUAACAAACAGGAAAGGGGGAUUGUUCCAGCCAAGUCUGGCUUCAAGAGGGCGACCAGCGAAAGUGUAUAUGUUAAUGGCGAAGUUAAGAAUGCUGUAAUGAAGAGAGCACAGGAGAUAGAAGCCAGUCUACCAAGAAACUUCCCUACCAUGAUAAAGCUUAUGAUGCCUUCUCAAAUCUCGGGUGGGUUUUGGCUGGGUCUUUGCAAAAAGUUUUGCGUCAAGCAUUUGGGUGAAAAGGACAUGAUGAUGGACUUGGAAGAUGAGGAUGGCAAAGUCUUUCCCGUGAAUUGUCUAGUCGGAAAGGCAGGACUUAGCGGGGGAUGGAGAAAGUUCUCAACCGAUCACAAAUUGGUCAAAGGAGAUGUCGUAGUUUUCCAGCUAGUUAAGGCAAAUAAGUUCAUGGUCUACAUUGUAAGGGCACGUGAUUUCGAGGAAAAUGAUGUUGCUCUUGGCCUUCUAAAACUGGAGAAGACUAGUUUGGAAGAGAAAUCUAGCUUAGAGGAAGUGGAGGGUGCUCUUGACCUUAUGGAGCUGGAUGGUGUUUUGGAAAAGAAAUCUGCUCAUGCAAAGGAUCUGAGCAGAAGUGGCAAAGCAACUGUCACAAAGACUGUUGAUGAGUCUGAUAUUUCUGCUGAUGAUAACUAUGAACCAGAGGAUUCUGAGAAUGGAAGUGAUGAAGGUUUCGGAUUCGAUGUCCUAGAUGGAAUCAGGAUGUCUUCAGCAUCAGCUGUUAAUUUCCAGCAAGUAAAAAGCUUUGAUGACUUUGACAUUAUUGUGAACGGCUUGGUGAUCAACUCCGAGCUCUCAAAGCACCUCCAGCUCAAAUACUAUGAACUAUGCAACAGCCAGAAGUUGUUCCUCCAUGAACAAAUCCUCAAUGGUCUCAACUGUAAGCUGAUAGCGGGAGUAAUUGCCGAGACCAUUAACAUUGCUGAUGCCAUAAGAGCUUCAAAAUUCAACGGCGGGGUUAAUGAUAACGGUCAGCAGAAGGAAGACUUUGUGACUUGGGAGAGCACGUUGUUGGCUUUUCAGAAGCUGGGAAUGAAUGUGGAGUUCAUACUCACCAGAUUGAGGCAGCUCAUGCGGCUCUGUGACAAUGCCAAUAGGUGUAAGAGGUUGAAGACUGAGAGAGUCGAGGUAGGCAAGGAGGUGAAGGUUCUGGAGGCGAAAGUCGAGGAAUCGGUUGGAAGAAUGAGAAGGAUUGAUGAAGAGAUCGAGAAGUUGGAAAUUGACGAUGUGGAGGAUGUUGAGGUGAACUUCAGAGAAUUGGCUAAAGCUCCAUGGACCAUGACCAUCCUUCAAGUCAAGGAAGAGCAGGCUGAACCCAUUUUCCAAAGACCUUCUCGUUCGAAAGGAGGCUUUGUUCCAAUCAAGUCAACUGCAAGCUCUUACGAGCCUGAGAAUGAUGUAAUGAGAAAAGCACAGGAGAUUGUAUCUAAUCUACCUGCAAACUCUCCUUCAUUGAUAAAGGUCAUGCACCCUUCACAUGUUACUAGAGGAGCUUCAGUGCGUCUCUUGGCAGAGUUUUGCCACAAGCAUUUACCUGAGGAGGACUCAAUGAUCGAGUUGGAGGAUGAAAAUGGUGAAGUUCACGCGACAAAGUAUCUAGCCUAUAAGAACACUUUCAGCGCGGGAUGGGCAGCUUUCGCCGGCAAGCAUGAUUUAGUUGAAGGAGAUGUUUUGGUUUUCCAGUUACUUAAGCCAACCAAGUUCAAGGUCUAUAUUGUGAGGACAAGUAGGUCAGAGGGAGUAGAUGGUGCUCUUGAUAUGGAAAAGAAACCUGUUCAUGCCAAGAAUAUGAGCACAAGUGGCAAAGCAACUUUCAAGACUGUCCACAAUUCUGAUCUUUCCUUUGAUGAUAACUACGUACCUGAUGAGUCGGAGAAUGGAAGUGAUAAAGAUUUUGGAUUCGAUAUCCCCGACGGUAUUAGGAUGUCAUCAGAAUCCACUAUUGAUUUCCGACAAGUGAAGAGCUUUGCUGACUUUGACAUAAUAGUGAAUGGCUUGGUGAUCAAUAGUGAGCUCUCUAAGCAGCUCCAGCACAAGUACUAUGAACUAUGCAGCAGCCAGAAGUUGUUCCUCCAUGAACGCAUUCUCGAUGGCCUCAACUGUAAGCUGAUUGCCGGGGUAAUCUCCCAGACCAUAAAUAUAGCUGAUGCCAUAAGGGCUUCAGAACUUGGUGCCCAACAGAAGGAAGAGUUUGUGACUUGGGAGAGCACUUUGUCGGCAUUUGAGAAGCUUGGGAUGAAUGUGGAGUUCAUACUAACCAGGUUGAGGCAGCUCAUGGGGCUUUGUGGCAAUGUCAAUAGGUUGAAGAGAUUGAAGACUGAGAGAGCUGAAGUGGGAGAGGAGGUGAAGGCUCUGGAAGUGCAGCUCGAGAAGUGGGUGAGAAGAACGAAAAGGAUUGAUGAAGAGAUCGAAAGGUUGGAGGUAGAUGAUGUUCAGGCGAAGAAGAGAAGGCCACGGGAAGUUUGCGACGGGGCUGUUUCCUGCAGCAAUGAGGCGAGAAUACCGACUCCGCUUCCGUUCUCUCUUUCUUUCAGUCUCUACUCUAAUGAGCUUUGUUUGGAAGCAGAUAUAGUCGCAAUCAAGUCUCCUGUAAAGUCAGUCAAGAAUCAGAAAGAUAUCUUCAGUUCUAUGGGGAAGAGGGCCUCCAUGGAGAAUCUGUAUGUAAGUGGCGAGGUUGACAAUGCUGCAAUGAGAAAAGCACAUGAGUUUGCUUCUAGUUUACCUGGAAACUUUCCUACCUUGAUGAAGCUUAUGCACCCUUCACAUAUUGGGUUUUCCUUGCAUCUUGUGGCAGGGUUCUGCUACAAGCAUUUGCCUGACAAGGACAAGGUGAUCGACCUAGAAGAUGACAAUGGCAAAGUUCAUCCCGCCCAAUUCUUAGCUAGUAAGCAUUGUCUUAGCGGCGGAUGGAGAGCUUUCUCCAUCCAUCACAAGUUAGCUCAAGGCGAUGUUGUGGUUUUCCAGUUACUUGAACCGACCAAGUUCAAGGUCUACGUAGUGAGAGCAAGUGCCUCAGAGCAAGCGAGUAGAAGAUCCAAGAGAAAGGUCGAGACAAGUGCCAAAGAAGCUGAGAAGACCAGCAUCACCAACUGCAAAAUUAUAGUACAUAAAGACGAGCCCAAGAAUGGAAGCAAGGAAGAUUUCGGUUUUGAUAUCUCAGAUGGGAUAAUUAUGUCAUCAGAUCAACCAGCUGUUGAUUUCCAGCAAGUGAAGAACUUUGAUGACUUUGACAUUGUGGUUAACGGCCUGAUCAUCAACUGUGAACUCUCCAAACAGCUUCAGUACAAGUACUACGAACUAUGCAGCAGCCAGAAGUCUUUCCUGCACCAACAUAUUCCCAAUGGGCUUAACUGUAAGCUGAUAGCCGGAAUAAUCGCUGAGACCACUAACAUUGCUGAUGCAGUAAGGACUGCAAAGUUCGGUACUCGACAGAAGGAAGAGUUUGCAACUUGGGAAAACACAUUGUCAGGAUUCGAGAAGCUGGGAAUGAAUGUGGAGUUCAUACUCACCAGGUUGAGGCAGCUCAUAGGGCUUUCUGACCAUGCCAAUAGGUGCAAGAAAUUGAAGACUGAGAGAGUUGAAGUGGGAGAGGAGGUGAAGGCUUUGAAGGCGAAACUAGAGAAAUCGGUGGGUAGAAUGAAGAGGAUUGAUGAAGAGAUAGAGAGAUUGGAAAAUGAGGAGGAUGUUGAGGUGAGGUUCACAAAAUUGGCUGAAGCUCCAUGGUCAAUGUAACUGGAUGCUGACUUAGUAUCUAGCUUAGAGAGCUACUAAGUUCAAACCAUUCUGUAUGAGGUUUGUACGACUUAGCUUGGAAAGAUAUAAAGUCACCAUCUCUGUAGCUAUGAAUGACUUGGACGGUCCAAGUUCUAAUACGAUCAACCUGAUGAUCGAAGAUGAUGAUCGAGAUCUUCGAGCAGCAAGAGUGAUUAACCUAAGGGAUUUGUAUCAGCUGAAUGACCAAAUGCAUACACGAAACUAAGUUGUAAUGUAAGAUUCCCUUGAAUUCGAUUACCUCCUGUGUAAAUUACCAUCAACUGGAAAACUGCAAGCACGGAUACACAUGGAUGCCAGAAAACCAGAUGGGUCCAUAUCAUCAUACCCAGUUGGGCAAAUGCAUGGUAUUUUUCUACAACCCCAUGCCUCAUUCAGCCAUGCAACCUCACAUGGAGCAUAAAGGAAUGGUGACUGGUACAGGA